Molecule: messenger RNA, 1467 nt
Organism: Trichoderma aggressivum f. europaeum
Lineage: Eukaryota; Fungi; Ascomycota; Sordariomycetes; Hypocreales; Hypocreaceae
Product: CAZyme family GH79
Exons: 3
Coding region: 1-1467 (488 amino acids)
Source: RefSeq, a predicted model, not a curated record
AUGGCAAAGUACUUGAUUCCGGCAUCUGUGCUGCUGUCGCAGUCGGUUGCGGCUGCGAGUCUGUUUGACUCGUACGUGAGCUUGUCGUUCGAGCUUAUUGGCUUUCCUACUUUCGCUGGAACAAAGCACCAACCCAAUGCCUUCUCCCACAACCUGAUGCACAACUUGGCCGAGCUUCAGGGCAGCGGCAUUGUUGUGCGAGUCGGUGGAAACUCUGGUGAUCGUGCCAUCUACGAUCCGACCUUGACCACAUCCACAGCCAGCGCAUGCCCCAAUGCCGAUCCCGGCGCGUGGCAGUGCAUUGGUACGACCUUCUUCGAGUCUUACGGCGGCUUCCCGGCCGGCACCCGCUACUCUCAUCAGUUCAACCUCGGUGCAUACAACUCCUCUGGAUGGGCUACCCUCGAGGCUACGGUGCCACUGGCUUGCAAGGCUCUUAGAGGCCAGCUCGAGUUCUGGGAGAUGGGAAAUGAGCCGGACCUGUUCACCGGAAGCAGACGCCCCAGCACGUACAAUGCUUCCCAGUACUCCAACGAGUGGUUGAACUCAACCCAGCACUUUGAGAGCUACCUCCACAAGGCCUGCCCAGAUCUCUUCGGCAGCCUCAAGUACAUUGCUCCGUCUUUGAGCUCUCCUGGUGCCAAGCUGCACAUUGCCGACAUCUUCCCCGACGAGGGCAACGCCACGGACAAGAUUACUCAAGUCUCCAUCCACAACUACAUGAACGGCGCCACCGUUCCCGGCGUUACUCUGCAAAACACUCUGAUGAGCCACAAUGCCGUUGUCAAGUCGAUCACCAACCACGUCAACUACGCCAAGACUUCUACCAUUGAUGCCGAAUACAUCAUCGGCGAGCACAACAGCUUGUACGGAGGUGGUGCUUCGGGUCUCUCUGAUGUCUUCGGAGCUGCUCUCUGGGCCAUGGAGUUCUCUCUCUACGCUGCUUCCACCGGCGUCAUCAAGCGAAUCCACUUCCACCAGUCUGUGGGCUCUCCUUACGCCGCCUGGGUUCCUUCAGGAACUCUCGCAACCAAUGCUCCGUACUAUGGAAAGCUGGCUGCCAGCACCUUCUUGGCUCGCUCCAACACCAUUGAGGUUAAGACCAUUGCUUUGAACAAGGAUGCUGACUUGGACUCUGGAUAUGGCGCGUAUAUCAACGGUGAUUUGCGCCGCAUCGCGGUUCUUAACCUCAGACAGUACAACGCUGGCAACGGUACCCGUGCAAGCCAGACCUACACCGUCAAGGUUGCUCCUGGAUCUUCUUGGAAGGCUCAGCGCCUCACUGCUGCUGGCGCCACCGACAAGACUGGUGUCACUUUCAACGGCUUCUCUUACGAUGCUGACUCCAACGGCGUGGCGAAGCGCGUCAACGGCAAGGAGUCGGGCAAGGUCAUCAGGGCUGACCGCAGCGGUAGCAUUACGUUUACCGUUCAGGAUACCGAGGCCAUUGUUCUGCUGAAGAACUAA